CAGUUAGUGUAAGAGAUGGACACGGUGGAGCCCGCAGCAGCCCCUCCUCAGCGCGUGCUGGACUCAUUCGACAGGAAUGCCGCCGCAGCCGAAGGAAACUCCGAAUAUUUACAAUCUGUGAGUAGCGAGUCGAGCUCAUUCAUCAUGGUGCAGCCCAAAAAUCGACUCGAAGUUCCGUCCAGGAUGUGGGUGACGACGGUUGUGGUCAUCGUGAUUGUCCUGCAAGUUGCAUCGACCACCGGACUCUUCAUAUACUUGAACAUGUCAGUGGCACAGGCUCGAACACAAGGAAUGGUGGAGGAGCUGAGGUGUCUUGGUCUUCUGAACGCUAUGGAGAAAGAGCAAGAUGUACCCGAUGAUCUAGUCCAGCUUUUUGGAGAGCCGUGCAUUAAACUAGCAGAAGGACUCAAAGCUUACAUCUCUAAGGUCACAGAAAACAUAAUCUCCAAACACACCUUUGAAGAAAGAGUUUCUUUCCCACCAAGGACAAAAUUACUCACCACUGGCAGCCCACGGCCGUCAGCUCAUCUUACUCUCAGAGACAGUGGACUGCAGGGCACAACAUCCGUAACCCCCCAGAUGGACCUUCACCAGUCCUGUCGUCAUCCCGUUCGUUCCUGGGGGAACCAGAGUUUUGGUUCCCACCUGCACAACAUGACCGUGUCCAACGGCCGUCUACGCGUUCCUCGCGCAGGCCGCUACUACCUGUACGCUCAGGUCUACUUCCGCUAUCUGACCCUCUCAGUUGACGAUUACCACUCAGGCUCCGUCAGCCAUCAGGUGGUGCAGUGCGUCUACAAGAAGACGGCCUACGCUCGCCCUAUCCAGCUCCUGAAGGGUGUGGGGACCAAAUGUUGGUCUCCGGACAGCGAGAACGCCCUGCACUCCAUCUACCAGGGAGGCCUGUUUGAGCUGCGAGCAGGAGAUGAGAUCUUCAUCUCAGUGUCGUCUCCCACAGCUGUGUAUGCAGAGGACUCCUCCAGCUACUUCGGGGCCUUCCUGUUUGACCUCUGAGGGACACGUGUUUGGGGCUUGUGGUCUCAUUCCAAGGGAAAGGAAAUCGUUCCUGUCGGAGGGCCCCACGUGGGAACCAUGAAGAGAGGAAAGCAUGGAUAGUCGGAUGGCUUUAAACGGCCCUGGAAUGGCUAAACAACUCUUAUUUUUCAGAAAUUCAUGAAGCUUUUGUGGUCAGAGGCGACAGUUUGACCUUCAUGUGGUGAAUGUACGAUAGAGAGAUUCAGAAGAGUGGACUAUCUCUGAACUGGCAUGUCACAAGCUUUUGUUUCUAACAAAGAAGACAGACCUGAAAACCAUGACGUUCUGUAUUUAACCGCAUAAAGAACCAGAAUAGUUCCUUAAAAUAAAGACUAUUAACAUCAACAAAUGCACCUAACUCUGGGCAAGCUGCUACUCAAAAUAAAUGUAAAAAGUUAUUCUUGUGUUGUUCAUCAUUUCCUCUCGGAUUAAAUUCUCAAACUCUGUUGUUGGGAUUGUACUGU
Molecule: messenger RNA, 1499 nt
Organism: Danio aesculapii
Lineage: Eukaryota; Metazoa; Chordata; Actinopteri; Cypriniformes; Danionidae
Gene: tnfsf10l3
Product: tumor necrosis factor (ligand) superfamily, member 10 like 3
Exons: 5
Coding region: 16-1014 (332 amino acids)
Biological process (GO): immune response
Cellular component (GO): membrane
Molecular function (GO): tumor necrosis factor receptor binding
Source: RefSeq, a predicted model, not a curated record